Phycodurus eques (leafy seadragon) is the source of this 1448-nucleotide messenger RNA. Its product is annotated as protein eva-1 homolog A-like. The record is from RefSeq and is a predicted model, not a curated record. NCBI's taxonomy places the organism in Eukaryota, Metazoa, Chordata, Actinopteri, Syngnathiformes, Syngnathidae. Bases 506 to 1084 code for a protein of 192 amino acids. The transcript is spliced from 4 exons.
AGGAGGAAAAGGAUGUAGACAACUGGGAAAUAGAGAGAGAGAAAGAGAGUCUUGCUUGUCCUGUCGAGGUCUCUCAUCUCACAGCUCUGCCCCGAGGGCCUGACCUCUGCCUCGCUGACUGCAAACCAACCUGGAGAAGCUCGCACGAUAGAGGAGGGCGGUGCAUUUCGGAAAACAUUCCACCUGCAAACCUGUACCAGAGAAUGAAGACGUGGACAAUGGAUUGUUUUUGAGAGCAGCCCAGAAGAGGACGUCUAUGUUUGAUGUUGAUGAUAGUGUUUUUUUAUUACUAUUAUUUUUAUUUAUUUAAUUUUUUUAACAAGCGGGAGAUACAGAGAAGAGAAAAGGGGAGGAGUGGCAUUGAACACAGAAAAGAGAGGAGCACAGAGAUGCAGGAAAACAAACGGAGGAGAGGAGCUGAGAGAUACUGCAUGGAAACAGAUGAGUAUGAGAACUCCAGAGAGGACUGAAGAAGAUUCCAAUACGAUCAACUCCCUGUGAAGUGAUGAGUACUCAGACCGUAGAGAACCCCAACACGGAUGUAAUGGUGGUCUCCAAGGAGAUGGCAUUGCUUAGCAACAUACUGGCAGCUUACACCUUCAUCACAGACCAACCCGAAAGGACGGCGCUGGUGUUUCUGGGCGGAGUGUCUGUCGGUCUCCUUGUCACACUCUGUGCCGUCGUCUUCCAGAUCCACUGCCGCGCCGACUGUCACUAUGGCAACAGUAAACACCCUCGCCAUCGCCGUCACCAUCACCACCGCCACAGGCGUCACCAUCACGUCUGUCAGCACCACCAGCAGCACGUCAAUGCUAACCCAGACAACAUGGCCGUCGUCACCGCAGAGGUCGCAAGGCCUAGCGGGGACAGCGAAUCGGAGGACUGGGAUGAGGCGAUGGACAUGUCGUCGCGGAGACGCAGGCGCUUUGAGAGGGCCUUGCUACACGCCAGCAUGUUUACAUCGGCUGAGGAACUGGACCAGGCCCAGCGGCUAGAGGAGCGGGAAAGGAUCCUGAGAGAGAUUUGGAUGAACGGCCAACCAGACAUCAGCACAGUCACUCAGAGCCUCAAUAGAUAUUACUGAGAAAUGAAGACACACACUAAAGGAUGGGUGCAAGAAUGAAAGAAGGACCUAAAUGAAGGACACACAAAAGUGACAGUCGCAACGAAAGACACGUGAACAUUUGACCACACAUGGACCGUGGCUUUCAUGAUCUGUCCACACAUUUGCUCACUAACAUGCUGUUUGUGUUUCAAACACAGUUUAAAUGGUGCUUUUGUGUACAUAUGGAAUGUGAAUGCGUUGCUGUUUAAUGGGAUAUACAAUAUGUUCCUUAUUCCAUCCUAUUGACGCUUUGAAGCUAAAAGAAGAGAAGGGAACAAUGGAUAUGGUGGUUUGAUUCUGGUGCUUUUACUGUCGUAUGUUGCAUUCCUUGAAUAAAGUUUAA